AAACGAGAUAGACAAUCGUCUCUCCCUUAUUAAUUGUACAUCGCACGAUUACACAAUUUGUUAUUCUCAAGAAUCUCCUCGGGAGCAGUAGACAAUCAAGAAAACGUAUAAUCCUUCACACCGGCGGAUUCAACAUCGAAGUUGAACAAUCUCUCGAUCGUAGACGUAUUAAACUAAAAAAAAAAAAAAGAAAAAACACGAGAAGAAUUCAGCCAAGUCGAAGAAGGCGCGAACACAGCCGAGCACGAACACGUCGAGGUGACUUAUGAUGGGCUGCAGACCGGCAGCUAAGUCGAAGGUGGUGGAAGGGUGCGGUCGCGGGCAGCUCGAGGCGGCUUUCGCGUCGCCGAGGUGUAACGAGGUGACGAUCAUCGAGCUUCCCACCGAGAUCGUUCAGAAGCGAGAGGAUCGUUCAGGUCCGAGCGGCGCAGCCGGGGCGGAGGAGGAAGAGGAGGAAGAGGAGGUUGGCAAGGAGCGUGAUUAUAGCUCAGAUUGGGCGAGGUCGAGGCUCGAGUCGAGUUUCAACAGAUAGCUGCCUGCCAAGUGAGGAUGCAGAGGCUGCGCUCGACCUUCAAGAGGUCGCGCACCCCGACGGGAGCGGAAAUGAAGUCGCAGUCGAGCCUCGAGGUGCCGAAGCAGGUGAGGUCUGCCUCCUUCGACGAGAUCCAAUUGGAGGCUAAGCGGCACGACGACGGGAGGGACGCCAGGUCGACCAGGACCACGUCCUCCUCUUCUUCCUCCUGCUCACCCGCCAGGUCCCAAGACUCGUCCAGGGGUAGGCGAUCCGCGACCCUAAGAGUGCCCCAACUGCAGAGCGGCCAACGAUCCAAAAGCUUCGACGUGAGCGAGAGAAGUUAUGGAUCCUCCUCCAGCCAACAAUCGUCCCUGGGAAGGGACGUUCGCCGCCCCGAGACGCCCACUAUUCAAGUCUCGGGCUGUUACCACUGUGCCUGCGUGGAGGAGUACAAGAGUCUUAACCUGAGCAGGGAUGAGGACGAUCCUUCGUCGAGGGAGGAGCUCGACGACGAGGUGGACGAGGGCGACGACACCUCGGGCGAGGACGACGAGGACUCCGAGUUGGUGGACAGGAGCGAGGGUAGCCCUGAGAUCAGGGUCACUUUGGCCACGUUCACCGAUAAGGAGCAGCCCGGUGAUCCGGUGAUCGAAACGACACCGCCGCCAUCGCCCACCGUGGUCCCGGAGAUCGUUCCCGAGAUGGUGCAAGAGGACACGUCGGAUAUCAAAGGCGGUCUAUUUCCGUCUAGAGAACGAAGAAGGUCGAUCUCCUCGCCUAAACUGGCCCGACAAGAGGCUCUUACCUCGUACCCUGUCGAGCUGCCUACCGUGGUCAGCUCGACGGAGGACGAAGAGAGGGCGGAAGAGGAGGAGGAUGAGGAGGAGUUGGGCCACGUCGGAUCGGGCAAAUGCAAGUUCGUCGUCAGAGAUAUCUUUCUCACCGUUCCUGAGCUGAAAAGGGAUAGGGCCGCGUCCGUCGACUCCUGCUUCAACAAUAAAAAUGGGCACAGCGAGGACACCGACACGUUGACUGUCCCUCAACAAAGUAUACGGUCGAAGAGCGUCGAUAUCGUUCUGCCUACCGAGGCGCAGACGAGAUACACGGCAUUGCUGCCCGGCACCGAGGCUCGACCUCCAAGAGGAGGGAGAGAGGAGGGUGGAACGAGUGGUGGUCACCGUGAACCCCGAUCAACGCCCGAUUGGGGUACUGGUGCGCUUAAUGGAGAACAUCUUUGGGUACCGACGUCAGCUUCCGGCGACUUCUGUUACGUCAACGACUGUUCGAAACAUGGGCCCCGGAUGAAAUGCGCCGCCUGCCGAGUAGUUGCCCACGCGGUGUGUGCGGUGAGCCUAAAUUUCGCCUGUAAAUCGAGUUUCCGGGACGUUGGGGUCCGCCAAUACCGGGAACAGACAAACACUCUACACCACUGGGUACACCGCCGCUCGCAGAAGGGAAAAUGCGCGAAUUGCGGCAAAUCGUUCCAAUCGAAGCUUAGCUUCACAUCGAAGGAGAUCGUCGCUGUGAGUUGCAGCUGGUGCAAACUCGCCUACCACAACAAGGAGGCGUGCUUCAACGUUCAGAAGAUCGGCGAGAAUUGCGAGUUGGGCGUUCAUUCGUCCAUCAUAGUGCCGCCAUCUUGGAUCGUGAAGCUGCCCAGGAAGGGCAGUUUCAAGAGCAGUUUGAGAAAGUCGCCUAGGAAGAAGAAGUCUGGGGGUAGCAGUGGCAGCACGUCGAGCAGAAAGAAGUCGAAGGAUAAGGACAAGGAGCAAGAUAACAAGGAUCAGGGGAAGUUGUGGGUGGUGAAACCCAUACCCACGCCCACCGUGAAACCCGUGUUGGUCUUCAUUAACCCGAAAUCGGGCGGGAAUCAAGGUGCAAAGUUAUUGCAGAAGUUUCAGUGGCUGUUGAAUCCUAGGCAGGUGUUCGAUCUGACUCAAGGCGGACCCAAAAUGGGGUUGGAAUUAUUCAAAAAAGUUCCUAAUCUUCGAGUUCUCGCGUGCGGUGGCGACGGUACCGUCGGUUGGGUAUUGUCCAUCCUUGAUCAAAUCGGCGCAUCCCCACCCCCAGCGGUAGGCGUGCUUCCCCUAGGAACCGGAAACGAUCUGGCCAGGGCUCUAGGAUGGGGUGGUGGUUACACGGACGAGCCGAUCGGGAAAAUUUUAACAAACAUAGGAGAGAGCGAGACGGUGUUGCUGGACAGGUGGCAGUUGGUCGUCGAGAGGAAUCCUGACGCGCAGGGCGACGACGAUAACGGAAAGGGCAAAGAGAAUCUACCUCUAAACGUCGUUAAUAAUUAUUUCUCCCUCGGUGUGGAUGCUCAUAUCGCUCUUGAAUUUCACGAAGCUCGAGAGGCGCAUCCAGAGAGGUUUAAUUCACGGUUACGGAAUAAAAUGUUUUACGGUCAAAUGGGCGGUAAGGAUCUCGUGCGACGGAAGUGGAAAGAUUUGUCGGAAUUUGUGAUGUUGGACUGCGACGGUCAAGAUUUGACACCGAAACUGAAGGAGCAUCGUGUUCACGCCAUAGUUUUCUUGAACAUCGCCUCGUACGGUGGUGGAACUCAUCCUUGGGGCAGCGCGAGCGGAACCAAAGAACCAUCGACGGAAGAUGGACUGAUCGAGGUCGUCGGUUUGACCACGUACCAGCUUCCGCUUCUUCAAGCAGGUGGCCAUGGUACGUGCAUUGCUCAAUGCAGCACAGCUAAGCUAGUUACCACGAGGACCAUUCCAAUGCAGGUCGAUGGCGAGGCUUGUCGACUGUUACCAUCUAUCAUAAAUCUAAAAUUACUAAAUAAGGCAACAAUGUUAGCGAAACGAAGAAGUUCGAGCAAACCGCAACAAGACGUCAAACUGGAAAGAUUAAAAUUGCCGGUGAUGAAGAUCAAGAUGUCAGAUUACGAGAGAUAUCAUCAUGAUAAGGAUAUGUUAAAAAAAUCCGCUAUCACGUGGAUUAUGGAACCUCUUGAUCUUGACGCUACCACAGACUUAGAAUCUUUAAGAAAGAUCCUGGCGAAAGACUAUAACAUGGACACUUGUUGCUUCCUCGAUUCAUGCACUGCGGAACGAUUCUUCAGAAUCGAUAAAGCUCAAGAACAACUCCAUUACGUGACCGAUGUAGCUGUCGAAACGGUGUACGUUCUCGAAGAGAACGCAAAUCAAUCGAACGAAUCCGAAGAAUCGAAGAUAUCUGUGACUCAAAAAUCGGAAACUAACGUAUCAUCAAGCGAAGAACAAACAAAGAAAAGUGCAGCCAUGACAAAAGAGCAGCCCAAAGAAGAGCAAAAAGAGCAGCCCAACGAAGAGCAAAAGGUGCCUAAAGAAGAACCAAAGGCGCAACCUAAAGAAGAACCAAAAGCACAGGCAGAUACGGAACCGCAGAAUGCACCACCUGAAACAUCAACUGAAACAAAGACAGAGGUCGUGACUCCGAAAUCUCAUGAACCGAUGAGUAAUAACACGUCUAAGGAUGUAUCUCCAAAUAUGAAAAAGGAGGGGAACAUAUCUGGAGACGCGACCAAACAAAGCAGUUCCUCAAAAUCGAUCUCUGCGACGGUUGCCUCUCAGUCGCAACAUCAAGCACCACCCACCUUCAUUAGUCCACGAGAUAGACUUUUUGGUUUGAGUUCUGAGGUUCACACCUUUAACACGGGAUUAUUGGAGAAAACCAGUGAUGGUAUUUUGAAAGCAGCAAAAAUAGGCGAUCUACAAGCUUUGAAGGAACUUCACGAGAAAGGAUAUUCCCUUUUGUCAAUUGACUCCACUGGACAAACUGCUCUACACUUAGCCUCGAGAUAUGGUCAUAAAAAUAUUGUCAGAUAUCUCAUCGCUUGUGCACCACCGACUAUUCUGAAUAUGAUCGACAAUGACAAAGGUCAGACCGCUCUGCACAAAGCGGCUCAAUAUAAGCGUCGUUCCAUUUGCUGCAUGUUGGUAGCUGGUGGUGCUACUUUAAUCAUCAAGGAUCGACACGGCAACUCACCUCGCGAUCUAGCCCUACAAGCAGAGGACCGUGACCUCGCAGCGUAUUUAAGCAGUCAAGAGCAGUUCCAGCUGACAACGGAAGAAAUGGAGAACUCCCUCUGACCUCCGCCCUUAAUUAGUAGGGCUUGAAUUGAUCCAGUGUGUAGGAACAUCAAGAGAAAUGAUCCAGGUGUGAACGAACAACGAUCGUCACCAACAACGGUCAUCAUAUGAUACACGUUCGUUUUCUCUGUUUUUUGCGUAAGUCGCAUGUGAUAACUCGAUUAUUCCUUUUAUCGGCAAAUUAGCGAUGUCGACGUAUAUUUAUUAAGGUGCUCUCCAUUUCCUUUCUCGUCGAAGCUUCGAGAUCCCUUUCCACGAGCAUGUAAAUUAAUUACAUUCUGUAUAGAUAAAUUAGAUAUACACAUAACACGUAUAUACGCGUGUCGUGAGAUUAGAAAUUUUUCGAUCGAUUAAGAACCUCUAUACAUAUAUACAUAUAUAUAUAUUUUUAAAUCGUACUCCAAUUAGACGAGAAAAUUAUUUAUUAUUGUCUUUUGAGUCUCGUCUUACCAACGAAGAAAUCACGUAAAUGUUUAUAUUCACCGAUUUUUUUUGAAUUGAAAUUAAUUGUAACAAUAAGAAUGCCGAGAAAUAACACGCGUGCAGAUGAAACAGGAAUUAUCGGCAAAAGAAUUUUGCUCAUUCGGGAUAUUGCUGUUAUAAAAAAUCGUAUUCGUAUCGUAUGAAUUUUAAAAAUAUGAAAAUUUUCUUAGAGAUGACCCAAGAAGAGAAACCGAAUUAGUGAGAGAUUAGGAUUAAAGGAAAAUGAUUUAAUCGGAAAUUUAAUUAUAGUUAAACAUCAUAAAGACUAAUCUUCACUGUAUUCUCGUUUAUAUGAUUUUUAUUUUAUAUUUUUCUACGUUUCCAUUUCUAAAUAUUACGACAGAUUAUAAAUAUUUGACAGAUUAUUAAGUAAAUUAUCUCUAUUGUAUUGAAUUUGUAGCGUUGUUGUUCCAUAAUAACGUAGACACAGAUUUUUACAUUUUUCGCGACUAGUGGCGCCAUCAUCUUCCUUAAAUGCAAAGGAUGCAUAAGUAUAUAAGGUUAGUGUUCACAGAGUUGGGCAGAAUUUUUUCGUUCCAGUUAUUUAGAUCUAUAUUGAGACUAUUAGAGGAUCGUUGAUUCACGUAAGAAAUUUGUUUUUAUGCACGUUGUGCGCAUUGUUACGAUCGUUGUUCGGAUAAGAUUUUUUCAUUUUCGAUUCGAAGAGGUUAUUCGUAAGAGGUGUAUUCGAAAAAUUUUGUUAUAAUCGCGUGAUAAUCGGAGGAUGAAGAUGAAAUAUAUUUAUCGGUUAUUUGUUGAAUUUUAUCGAAGAGAAAGAAGUUCUAUCCGACUCUGCUGGUAUCCCCAAGCGUUCACUUUAAUAUCUCGUUAUAUUGUUCUCUCCGCUUGUUCUAGGAUACCUCGUUGCAUUGGAUAUACAUAUCUUUUUCUAUAAAAAAAAAAGUCUCGCGUUAAUAUACAUAUAUAUUAUACAUAUACAUAUAUUUUCUACGUACAUUAAAUACUGAUAUAAUAUUUAUUGUUCUUAAGAUAAAAAGAUUUCUUCACGAUGCUGUUUUAUUCUUGUCCGUGAACAUUCGUUGCACUUCUUGCCACUGCUUGGAUAUACAUGGAAAAACGCGUAUAUACACGUGAUUUUAUAUUGGAUAUACAAGCUAAAGAAAAAUGGAAAAUGAAAUGGACAGUUAUGUAAAAAAUUGGAUAGUUGGAAAAUACUUUCGAAUUUUCAUAUAUGGGAUCGGUGUGAUAUAAUUUAAUGUGUUUGUAUAAUCUGAAAUAUAAUUGUUAGAUAUAUUGUUUUCGUGAAUCAUUUAUAAUAUCUAAAUAAAAUUAUAGAAUUUUGAUAAAAAAAAAAGAAUAACGUCGAUUUAAAGAAAAAAUGUGCCAAUCAGUCGAUGAAUCGGUGGAAACUUAAAUCACGUUUGCAUUGCUUUUUGAUUCAAAAUGAUAUUGCAUAUUUUUAUAAUGAUAUAAAUUAAUAAAAAAACAUAUUCAAUCUGUAAUAUUUCAAACCAAGAAUCUUGAAUUCAAGAUACAUUUUUACGUAAGUAAUUUAUUUUCUUUCAUUUAUAUUUGAAAAUCAUUUAUAUUUCUAUAUUUCUAUAUUUUUCGAUUCGAAAGUAAUUCAUAAUAAUUUUUAAAUCAUAAAAAAAUGAUAUUUCCUAAGAAUUUUAUUUGGGAAUUCGUGCAUUGUAAACAUGUAAACACGACUUAAAGUUUCCAUUAUCCAUUGCUAUACACCGAUCGCGUUAAAAAUUCGAAAGAAACAAAAUCUCUGAUGUACCAAGCAGUGAUGUUCACCUAUUUAAGCGAUAUUAAUCGAUUGAGAAAUGAAAAGAAGCAGAGAUCGGAUGAAGAAUCGGCGAUCAAUAGUAUAAAAAAGGAUAAGAGAUCGGGAAGAAGAAUUAUCAUAACUCGGUACCAAAAUGAAAAAGGGGAUCAACGUACGAACACCAAUUAGCUCUUAAAAAAAAGACGGUCUAUCGUCGCUUAUUAUUAUACUAUUACUAGACUAUUCUAAUUUUAUUGUCGAAUUAUAUCGUAUAACGUAUAUAUAGUUACUUCUUCGAGCAUUAUUCGUCCUAUGGACAUGAUGAGAUCGUUGAACAAAGUGGAGCCACAAUGAUAUAUAUAUAUAUAUAUAUGUACAUAUAUAUGUACAUAUGUAUAUAUAUACAUAUAUAUAUGUACAUAUAUAUACAUGUAGAUAUAUACGAGGUAAGUUAUCCAUGUUGGACACUCGCGAAUCCAUGUUCACGAAUGUUUAAUAUCAAAUACUCUCGACUAGAUUCGCGUUAACGUUCAAGUAUUUAAAUAACCACCUCGACAAAUUUAUUAUGGAGAAUAAUAGUUUCUUAUUUCAUCAAGCGUGUCGCGUAUAUAUAUCUCUUUUCUCGCGCUUUUCUCAAGGGAUCUUUAAUCCCUCGUUUUCAAUUAUAUAACGAUCUACAUAUUUUUAUUAUAAUUAAUGAAAGAGGAAAAAAGUUCACACGAUCCAAAGGAUUCGUGUGAAACGAUUCAACGAUUUCACGAUCUAGUUGUAUAUAUCAUUCAUAAUUCUCGUAUGGAGAAAACUUAACUCUUAUCAAUUAACCGACGUACGAUCGAUGUUCAACGUAUAAAAGAAAAAGAAGAAAAAAAAAAAAAGAUUUUCUACGAAUCUAAAAAGUUUUCGACUUGAAUCCUAGCUUCGAAUUUUAGCUAAUUUUGAACGUUGAAAGUAAUAGGGGGGAGAAAGAAGAAAGGAGGAAGGGGGGAACAAGGAGAGAAAAAUAGGAAAUCGAAUUCGAACGGAUCGAGAGAUAUCGAUAUUCGCGCGUGUCCACUCCUCGUUGUGUCUCUUAUCCUCUGUAAUUAAAACUGAUAUUUUUAAGCGAUCGAGUUAUAGAUCGAGUUUAGAGAAGUUUCGCGGCAAGGAGAUCGCGCAUGCGCAUACCUGCCGUGUAUCAAGUAAACUAGAUUGUAAGUAUACCAGUAGAGAGAAUUGAAGGUAUCCAAUAACGAUGGUGAAUCGAUUCUAGAAAUGCCUUCGUGCGUAAGAUACUGUUGUUCUGAUUAUUUUUUAUAUGUAGUGUAAUCACGAUGCCUUUGUAAUUUUAUCCCGAGAAAAUGAGCCACGUACAUCGAGCGAAUGAUAUCGAUAUUUCCACUGUAUUUAAUGUCCCUAUUAUACUUAACGAGAGCGAGCGUGGUCCUUCGCGCGAUGAACGUCGGCCACGUCGAUUUAAAAGAAGCAUGAGAAAGCGGAAGCUAGAAUUAAAUCACGCUGAGCAGCUUUAAUGUAUUAGUUGAAAAUUUUUAUUUAAUUUAUAUAAAGCCUUAGUCUCGAUUGUUUAAGUUAAGCUGAGAGGACGAAAUUUUUUUUUCUUAAUUAAAGUGAAUUUUAAAUUUACCAAGUAUUAAAUUGAAAAUCUGUUGACUUUGUUAUUUGAAUUUUAUUAAAUUUAAAUUAAAUUGACGUUUCAAAUAA
Messenger RNA from Apis laboriosa (Himalayan honeybee), 8509 nucleotides. It is a transcript of the gene rdgA, whose product is annotated as eye-specific diacylglycerol kinase. Gene Ontology annotation, molecular function: ATP-dependent diacylglycerol kinase activity; protein binding. The transcript is spliced from 11 exons. NCBI's taxonomy places the organism in Eukaryota, Metazoa, Arthropoda, Insecta, Hymenoptera, Apidae. The record is from RefSeq and is a predicted model, not a curated record. Gene Ontology annotation, biological process: lipid phosphorylation; diacylglycerol metabolic process; intracellular signal transduction. Bases 550 to 4596 code for a protein of 1348 amino acids.